AUGCCUUUCACCAAGCUUGUCAAAAAUAGCGCCUACUAUAGUCGCUACCAAACCAAGUACAAGCGUCGUCGAGCAGGAAAGACCGACUACUACGCCCGCAAGCGUCUUAUCACUCAGGCCAAGAACAAAUACAACGCUCCCAAGUACCGCCUCGUUGUCCGCUUCACCAACAAAGAUAUUAUCUGCCAGAUCGUCACCUCGGAGAUCACGGGUGACAAGGUAUUCUGCGCCGCCUACGCUCACGAACUCAAGCGUUAUGGUGUCAAGCACGGCCUCACCAACUGGGCAGCCGCCUACUGCGUUGGGCUUCUGAUCGCUCGUCGCGCUCUCUCAAAGCUGGAACUCGCUGAUACAUUCACUGGCGUUGAAGAGGCGGAUGGCGAAUACAAGCUCACUGAAGCUGCCGAGCACGAUGGCGAGGACCGUCGCCCAUUCAAGUGCUUCCUCGACGUCGGCCUCGCUCGUACCUCUACUGGUGCUAAGGUCUUCGGAGCCUUGAAGGGAGCAUCAGACGGAGGCAUCUUAAUCCCCCACUCCGAAAACCGAUUCCCCGGCUACGACAUCGAAACCAAAGAGCUCGACGCCGAGUCCCUACGCAAAUACAUCUUCGGCGGUCACGUAGCAGAGUAUAUGGAGACUCUCGCCGAUGACGACGAGGAGCGCUACAAGUCGCAGUUCCAGGGCUACAUUGAUGAUGAGAUCGAGGCUGAUGGGCUUGAGGAGAUGUAUCAGGAGGCCCAUAAGGCUAUUCGAGAGGAUCCGUUUAUGAAGGACGAGGAGGAGGGAGAGGAAGAGAAGAAGUCGAAGGAUGAGUGGAAGGCGGAGAGCAAGAAGCAUAAGCUGCCUAAGAUGAGCUAUGAGGAGAAGCAGGAGAGGGUCAAGGCGAAGAUUGGGAAGGUCAAGGAGUCGAUGUGA
Messenger RNA from Letharia columbiana, 915 nucleotides. RefSeq lists its product as uncharacterized. Gene Ontology annotation, cellular component: ribosome; cytosolic large ribosomal subunit. The record is from RefSeq and is a predicted model, not a curated record. Lineage: Eukaryota; Fungi; Ascomycota; Lecanoromycetes; Lecanorales; Parmeliaceae. Gene Ontology annotation, biological process: ribosomal large subunit assembly; translation. Bases 1 to 915 code for a protein of 304 amino acids. The transcript is spliced from 3 exons. Gene Ontology annotation, molecular function: structural constituent of ribosome; 5S rRNA binding.